AGACGCAAUACUGAAGCAGACAUGAAGGAACUUGGCAGAAUAUUAGAAAACUUUGUUCAAGAGGCUGGUGAGCUGGAGACCCAGGUUCAAACCUUCCAGCAAGAGAUUCUGCAGAUGAGAAGGGAUAACGAAGUGGAGAUAAACAAGCUGACUGCCGACCUGGGUGCCCGGGUAAGUGUGGAAGUGGAAGCUGCUCCAUCCACUGACCUCAGCCAAAUCUUGUUGAACAUUCGAGAAGAAUAUGAAAACCUUAUGGCGAGGAACCUCAAGGAGGCAGAAAAUAUGUUUCUGGAAAGGAGCCAAGAGCUUACUCAACAGGUGUCUUCUGGCUCUGAACAGAUGCAAUCGGCCCAAACAAACAUCAUUGACUUGAGACAUUCUUUGCAAACCCUGGAGAUCGAGCUUCAAAGUGAGCAGAACAUGACAUCUGCACUGGAGGGCAUCCUUGAGGAGACAAAGAGCAGCUAUGCUUUUCACCUAUCUAAGUUACAAAAAUCUAUAAAUAAUGUCGAAGGGAUCCUAGCCCAGAUCCGAUCAGACUUGGAGAGCCAGAACCAAGAAUAUCACCGCCUUAUGGACCAAAAAACUCACUUGGAGCUGGAAAUUGCCACCUACCAACGACUGUUAGAUGGAAAUGACAUCCAAGUAAUAGAAUCACCGCUGGACAAUGAAAAGCAUGAGGAACAUAAAGAAGAGAAGGAUCCAGAAACACAAUCCCAAGGGUCUAAGUAA
Spea bombifrons (plains spadefoot toad) is the source of this 732-nucleotide messenger RNA. Its product is annotated as keratin, type I cuticular Ha6-like. The coding region runs from base 22 to 732 and encodes 236 amino acids. Gene Ontology annotation, molecular function: structural molecule activity. NCBI's taxonomy places the organism in Eukaryota, Metazoa, Chordata, Amphibia, Anura, Pelobatidae. The record is from RefSeq and is a predicted model, not a curated record. The transcript is spliced from 6 exons.